Messenger RNA from Cladophialophora immunda, 1554 nucleotides. RefSeq lists its product as uncharacterized. NCBI's taxonomy places the organism in Eukaryota, Fungi, Ascomycota, Eurotiomycetes, Chaetothyriales, Herpotrichiellaceae. The transcript has a single exon. The record is from RefSeq and is a predicted model, not a curated record. The coding region runs from base 334 to 1554 and encodes 406 amino acids.
AGUGCACCCAUGCGCCGCAAGAUGCUGGUGGAAUCCCGCCGAAGCACGGCAUAUCGUCAAGCGAGACGAGGGGAAGGAUGAGACAACAGCGUCUGAGAAAUAUCCAACCUGCCUCUUCAAAUUUGGACUCUCUGCCUUACGUGACGCUCUAGCAGAAAAACACAAUCGCCAGUCGAGACUGACGGCGACCCGGAGGUUCAUACAGGGGCCUGCUUGAAUAGGACUUUCGAUUCUCUGAACGUACGUGUUCAAGCGGGUGCAAGACCGCAGGAAGACAACAAUACCGUCAGCCCCGUGUUCAGAUAUCACACUUGACAGAAUCGAAAAUCCACGAUGGCUGGCGUCGCAAAUGGUGCGUCCUCGACUGCGGCAGCACCCUCCGAGCCUCAUGAUCCAGGCUCGUACCCUCUUGCCGCUCAGAUUCCGUUGAAGGAAUUUCAACUGCCAGACUUCCCUCCUCAUGCUUCCCGCCUGAGAGAACUUACAUUCACCGCCGACAUCAAGCUUGAUGAGUACCAAACUAUGGUGCAAACUCAUAGCGACGCCAUCGUCACUCAAGCCCCUUUGCCAGAUCUGCCGAAAUCCAUCACUCAUUUGACCUUCGAGCUAUUUGGUCUCGGCUUCCCUGGUACGCCGCCCUUCCUGACUAGACUAGCGCGGUCAUUGCCAAACGUUAGAAGCGUUACCUUCUUCAGCUGUCUGAUCGAUGGUCUCGAUGAGGCAUCCAGGAAGGACGCGGAGAAGUUCUUCGAGUGUCUGCCGAACCUGCAGGAACUGCAUAUCAUUGAUUCUUUUGCGAGGCCCGGCUUUUUCAAGACCGUGGGUGAAUUUCUUGAGGCACAUGCCAAAGGCAACGCUAGUGAAGGCUUGAAGCUGGUCGACGUCAGUUACACCUUCCGUGGACACGAGGAUAGCGACUUCCUGGCCAGAGUUCAAGGCGAGGACUUGCCGAAUCUCCUUGUCAAGGGUCUGGUAGGGGCCAGCUUUGACUUCGUCCCUGAGCGGAAGGAUGAGCUCGCAGAAGCUCCCGAGGGAGAAGAGGAGAAAAAGGAGAAGCAGGAAAUCAACGAAGGGAUUCUCCCGUUUGCCAGCGACGGACGAGCCCCUACUGCGAUCAGGAAAAGGUUCGAGAGUAUGAGCCACGGAGGCCAGUUGAAGAGUUUGAAGAUCUUGAAUUUGGGCAUGUAUUCUCUCCGUCCCGUGGAAGUGGGGGAGGUGGUCUAUGCUUGUGCCGGCGGUGAGGCGGCGGGUCUGGUCGACAUUACCGUCAGUGUUCUUCUCGAAGAAGGCUGGGUGGGGAAACUGGCAGAAGGCCUGCAGCACAAAGGAGUGGCUUCGGUCUUGGAAGGGAUAGAAGUCAUUGGGGUUCCCGACAAGGCCAAGGAGGAAGGCGAGGACUGGAAAUCGGGAUUGACCGUCGCGAACCUGGCCGACGUCGAGAAGAUUGCUGCGGGGUGUCCGAAGCUGGGCAAGUUUGGAAUGAGCAUUCUCAAGGUCAAAAGUGCACCAAACGUGGUGUUUAUGAAGGAAGGCGGCGCAUGGGUUGAGCGGUGA